Syzygium oleosum is the source of this 1282-nucleotide messenger RNA. RefSeq names its product probable O-methyltransferase 3. NCBI's taxonomy places the organism in Eukaryota, Viridiplantae, Streptophyta, Magnoliopsida, Myrtales, Myrtaceae. The coding region runs from base 92 to 1171 and encodes 359 amino acids. Gene Ontology annotation, molecular function: S-adenosylmethionine-dependent methyltransferase activity; O-methyltransferase activity; protein dimerization activity. The record is from RefSeq and is a predicted model, not a curated record. Gene Ontology annotation, biological process: methylation. The transcript is spliced from 2 exons.
AACCAUAAUAAAUACGCACCAUUCCUAUGUUCUCGGAGUUCAUAUGAACGAGAAGUUGCACUAUAGUGGUGAGAGAUAAUAACUUCGUACCAUGGAUAUGGUGAAUGGAGAGAAGGGAAGCGAGCACUUACAGGCUCAAGCUCACAUAUGGAACCACAUAUUCAACUUCAUCAAUUCCAUGUGCUUGAAAUGUGCCAUUCAAUUAGGCAUUCCUGACACCAUCCACCACCAUGGCCAACCCAUGACCCUCAACGCCCUAGUCUCUGCACUUCAAAUUCACCCCUCAAGAGAUCACGGUGUCGAGCGGCUCAUGCGCAUUCUCGUCCACUCUGGAUUUUUCGAACAGAAGAAGCUCACACCGGACGGUGGAGACGCCUACGUACUCAACCGCGUGUCCGAGCUCCUCCUUAAGGACAAUCCCUUGAGUGUUGCACCGUUCACACUGGCCAUGCUCGACCCUAUUUUGAUGAACCCUUGGCACGGCUUGGGCGCGUGGUUCCACAACCAUGUCGACCCAACCCCGUUCGAAAUGAUGCAAGGGAUGUCGCUUUGGAGAUAUGCAGAUAAUGAGCCGAGGCUCAACCGCUUUUUCAAUGAGGGCAUGGCUAGCGAUGCUCGACUGGUGGGUAGCGUGGUGGUUAACCAGUGCAGAGGGGUGUUCGAAGGAAUAACAUCGUUGGUCGAUGUAGGAGGGGGGACCGGAACAAUGGCCAAUGCCAUAGCGAACACCUUUCCGCAUAUUGAAUGCACAAAUUUUGAUCUUCCACAUGUGGUAGCCAAUCUGGAACUGAGUAAGAACGUGAAAUGUGUUGCCGGGGACAUGUUUGAGGCGAUACCCCCCGGGGAUGCAAUACUAUUGAAGUGGAUACUCCAUGACUGGAGUGAUGAAGAUGGUGUGAAGAUACUAAAGCGAUGCAAGGAGGCCAUAAGCAAGGGCAAGGGCAAGAAGAAGAAGGUGAUAAUAAUUGACAUGGUGAUGGAGAACAGAAAAGGUGACAAGGAGAUGAACGAAACCCAACUCUUCUUCGACAUGUUGAUGAUGACCAUUGUCUCAGGAAGAGAGAGGAAUGAGACAGAAUGGGCUAGGCUCUUUGUCGAUGCUGGUUUCGGGGAUUACAAAAUCACCCCAAUAGUAGGGUUGCGAUCCCUCAUUGAGGUUUACCCCUCAUGAUCAAUUAUCAAUUGCCACUCCAUGUGGGUUGGUAAAUUAGGAUCGAUUGCAAUAAGGCUUCUUUGGCCAUAUACUAUGGUAGUGCACGUAUGCAUCAUUUUGUAAUUGAUA